AUGGAGUCUCGAGAAAAACGCGGUUGGGCGCAUAAACUUCGCUGGGUGCAUGCAAAAGAUGGACGCCAGAAUUUGCUUAUUUUUCCAGAGACACACCACGUGAAAAUCAGCCGCCUCAAAGUGAAUGAAUGCUUUUUCAUAAGACGGAAACCUGAUGAAAAAUGGCGAAAGUGCACAAUUCAAAACUACGCGACAGACACAAAUGAGAGGCUAUUACAGUACGAAACCGUUCUGAAUCUUCUCUCCAGGUCAUCGCUUUGCGCGAUCGUGACAGAUCUUGGGGGAAAUGCCGAUGAAGCGCAAAUGCAAUCUGAUAAUUACCGAGCUAACAUUCGGAAACGCGCUCGCGAGUUGAUCCAGUGGAUUCUUGUCUCAGGCGAUUCUUCUUCUCUUGGCGUCACUAAGGACAAUAUUAUAAAUACCUGGGCGAGAAGAUACCGCCAACAGAGAUUCCAGGCUUGGGCAAGUCCGCUAGGCAAAGCUUAUGAUCCCGUCGGAAAAACUGAAAUGCAUACACCCAAACUCAUCCGACGAAGCCUUGCGUUAGAAUUGGAAGAAGAAGAAAAUGCGACUGAAGCGGACUACGAGCCCUCAAUUGAAUUACCUGCCUCUGCAAAAUCGCGAAAGAGGCGUGAGAAAACGAGUUCUCUCAUUCAGUCGGAAAUCCGCUCCGGCAAGAAUGAGCAAAAUCUUCUUAGAAAAGUUUCAAAUGUCCGAAAAUAUCUACUUAGCAGACCUUUUGAAACUGAAUGA
This is a messenger RNA of Oikopleura dioica, 753 nucleotides long. The record is from the annotation of a GenBank genome assembly. Lineage: Eukaryota; Metazoa; Chordata; Appendicularia; Copelata; Oikopleuridae.